Acytostelium subglobosum LB1 is the source of this 2034-nucleotide messenger RNA. RefSeq lists its product as hypothetical. The transcript is spliced from 2 exons. Gene Ontology annotation, molecular function: ATP binding; ATP hydrolysis activity. Bases 1 to 2034 code for a protein of 677 amino acids. Lineage: Eukaryota; Evosea; Eumycetozoa; Acytosteliales; Acytosteliaceae. Gene Ontology annotation, biological process: intra-Golgi vesicle-mediated transport; Golgi to plasma membrane protein transport; SNARE complex disassembly. The record is from RefSeq and is a predicted model, not a curated record. Gene Ontology annotation, cellular component: Golgi stack.
AUGUUUAGUAAAUCAAAUGGUAUCCCACCAGGACAUAUUGGACUAUCAAAGGCACAUAGGAUGUGGUUACAGUUUGGUCUGAAGGAUGAGCUCAAUGUUCAUGCUUAUGACCCUGAGCCAUUGUUGGCUGCAACGUUAACAUUCAAGAUUGAUUACUUGGCUGCAAAGAAGUCAUCUGUUAAGCACGAUGCCAAGCUCAUCGCACAGCACAUCAUCAGAGACUAUGCCAACCAGUACUUCACAGAGGGACAGCAGAUGUACAUCAACUUUGACCAAUGCAACAUGAAGUUGCAGGUGUCCAAGCUCGAGCUGACCAAGGAGAGUGGCGACCCCCUCAACAAGCAGGGUUUGCUCAGCACCACGACACAGGUGAUCCUUGUCAAGAUGGAGAACGGCUCGAUGGAUCUCGAGUCCAAUGGCCCAAUGGUUACCAAGGAGAUCUUCAAACAGGAGUGGGACUUCCAGAACAUGGGCAUCGGAGGUCUGGACCGCGAGUUCCAGGACAUCUUCCGUCGUGCCUUUGCCUCGAGAAUCUACCCUCCCGCCAUCAUUGCCAAGAUGGGUGUGCAGCACGUCAAGGGUAUCCUGCUCUUUGGUCCACCAGGAACUGGAAAGACGCUCAUUGCCAGACAGAUCAGCAAGAUGUUGAAUGGACGCGAGCCAAAGAUCGUCUCUGGUCCAGAGGUGUUGGGUCGCUAUGUCGGUCAGCCCGAGGAGAACAUCAGAAACCUGUUCAAGGACGCAGAGAUUGAGUACAAGCAGAGAGGAGAUGACUCACAGCUGCAUGUGAUCAUCUUUGAUGAGAUCGACUCAAUUUGUAAGACUAGAGGAACAAAGACUGGAGACGCAGGUGUCAACGACUCGAUCGUCAACCAGCUGUUGGCCAAGAUCGAGGGUGUCGAGUCGCUGAACAACAUCUUGGUCAUUGGUAUGACCAACAGAAAGGACAUGAUCGAUGAGGCCCUGCUCCGUCCAGGCAGACUCGAGGUGCACGUCGAGAUCUCGCUUCCCGACGAGCCAGGCCGUGAGCAGAUCUUCAAGAUCCACACUGCCAAGAUGAUGGCCAACAAGAUGCUGUCUCAAGACGUCGACUUGCGCUACAUGGCCGCUCACACUAAGAACUUCAGUGGUGCUGAGAUAGAGGGUGUCGUCAAGGCAGCCACCUCAUAUGCCUUUGCGCGCCAGGUCGACACCAAGAACAUCCGUAACGUCCAGCUCAAGCCCGAGGAGCUCAACGUCAACGCCAGCGAUUUCAACCGUGCCCUGCGCGACAUCAAGCCAGCGUUCGGUGUGGAUGAGGAGCAGUUCAGAAACUACGCAAUCAACGGCAUCAUCCAGUUCGGUCCAACCUUUGAGAAGAUUCAGGCAUCUGGCCAAGCAUUCAUUGAUCAAGUGCGUAACUCUAGCCGCACACCAUUGGUUUCUGUCCUGCUGCCAGGCAAGCAAGGCUCUGGUAAAUCAUCUUUAGCCUCCACUCUUGCCUCCAAAUCUGGAUUCCCAUACAUUCGUAUCAUCAGUCCCGAUGACCUUGUCGGUUUCACCGAGGCAGCCAAGUCUGCCAAGAUUACAAAGAUAUUCGAAGACUCAUACAGAUCACCACUUAGCUGCAUUGUAGUUGAUGACAUUGAGAGAUUGAUUGAGUUUGUCCCAAUUGGACCACGUUUCUCCAAUACAAUCCUUCAGACAUUGAUGGUGUUGUUCAAGAGAACACCACCAAGUGGCCGCAAGCUGUUGGUGUUGGCAACGACAUCGAAUCGCGAAGCCAUCAGAGAUCUUGGUCUGGACGAGUGCUUUGCCACUGCUCUCAACGUGCCAUCGAUCACCAGGCCCGAGGAGUUUAAGAAUGUGCUGUUGGAGCUCGACGUGUUCUCUUCAAGCGAAGCUGACGCAGCCACCAAGGCUUGCUUCCCAGAGGGCACAACCAUAACCAUCAAGCAACUGAUUAUGGUCAUUGAGAUGGCUAGACAAGAGAGAGGCAACCUCAUUGACAACCUCAAAAUGGAGUUGGCCGAUCUGCAAACUCGCUAUUUCUAA